UCAACUACACCAACUACACCAACUACAUUAACUACACGAACUACAGCAACUACAGCAACUACAGCUACUACACCAACUACAGCUACUACACCAACUACACUUACUACACCAACUACAGCUACUACACCAACUACAGCUACUACACCAACUACAGCAACUACAGUAACUAAAUCAACUAGAGCAACUAGAGCAACUACAUUAACUACACCAACUACAGUAACUACACCUACUACAGCAACUACAGCUACUAAAGCAACUACACUAACUACACCAACUACAGCUACUGCACCAACUACAGCUACUAAAGCCACUACACUAACUACACCAACUACAGCUACUACACCAACUACAGCAACUACAGUAACUACAUCAACUACACCAACUACACCAACUACAUUAACUACACCAACUACAUCAACUACACUAACUACAGCUAGUACACCAACUACAGCUACUACACUAACUACAGCAACUACAGUAACUACAUCAACUACAUCAACUACACCAACUACAUUAACUACACCAACUACAGCAACUACAUCAACUACAGCAACUACAGCAACUACAGCAACUACUGUAACUACAUCAACUACAGCAACUACAGCAACUACAUUAACUACACUAACUACAGCAACUACAGCAACUACACAAACUACAGCUACUACACCAACUACACUAACUACACCAACUACAGCUACUACACCAACUACACUUACUACACCAACUGCAGCUACUACACCAACUACAGCUACUACACCAACUACAGUAACUACAGUAACUACAUCAACUACAGCAACGACAAGAACUACAUUAACUACACCGACUACACUAACUACACCAACUACAGCCACUGCACCAACUACAGUAACUACAGCAAUUACAUUAACAUUCUUAUUGUGGGCUUAGUGGUCACUUAA
Messenger RNA from Porites evermanni, 917 nucleotides. NCBI's taxonomy places the organism in Eukaryota, Metazoa, Cnidaria, Anthozoa, Scleractinia, Poritidae. The record is from the annotation of a GenBank genome assembly.